Molecule: messenger RNA, 1380 nt
Organism: Corvus hawaiiensis (hawaiian crow)
Lineage: Eukaryota; Metazoa; Chordata; Aves; Passeriformes; Corvidae
Product: leukotriene C4 synthase-like
Exons: 6
Coding region: 633-1070 (145 amino acids)
Biological process (GO): leukotriene biosynthetic process
Cellular component (GO): membrane; endoplasmic reticulum; nuclear envelope
Molecular function (GO): glutathione transferase activity; glutathione peroxidase activity; leukotriene-C4 synthase activity
Source: RefSeq, a predicted model, not a curated record
GCUCCUGAAAUACAUUUCCAGGGAAUCUUACUGCAUGUAAUGGUGCUGGACUCAGCACUGCUGGCUUCUCCUUGCCCUGCUGCUCCGGGCAAGUAAUAGGUGCUGCAAACUCUAUGGAUGCUUAAAACUCCUCCAAGGCAUUGUGUUGAUCAUUUUUCUCCCCAAAGAUGAUUUUUAAUCUCUAUUGGUGUCGCAGUCCACCUCAAAGUGCAUCCCUGAAGUGAAAAUGAGGAGGCAGAAAGGAUUACUGGCUGCAGGAAGAGGUGGCAGAGGCAGCCAUGGGCACAGAGUAAUGCCUCCAGUGAUGACUCAGUGGGAGGUAUGAGGACUUUGGUCUGUGCCGUUUGAUGCAGGGACACAUUCACAGGGCAUAACCUGGAGUGCAGAGCUGGGGAUUGGGACAGGGUUACAGCAUUUCAGUAGCUCCUGCUCAACAAAUCCAUCCUGAGGUGCACCUAGGACUGCAGGAUUUGUCUUUGCCUAGAAGGGAACUGGUCCGUGUCAGCCUCGGAGGUUAGAACAAACCUAGGCUGCCAGCUACCAUUGCCAACUGCCACAUCAGGAAGGACUGAACCUGGCCAGAGGAACUUCUGAUCAAGAAAUAAGAUUUUCUAGGGUCUGGAGAAGUCAGUAUGUUGGAUCAGAUUCAUUGGCUGGCCGCUGUGACAGUCCUGGGAGUCCUGGAGCAAGCUUACUUCUUCCUCCAGGUGAUCUAUUCUAGGAGGCUGUUUGGCAUUUCACCUCCAAAGAUUUCAGGCCCUCCUGAAUUUGAAAGGAUCUUUCGAGCACAGGUGAACUCCUCUGAGUAUUUUCCUAUCUUCCUGGCACUUCUGUGGCAGGCUGGACUCUUCUUCCAUCAAGGUCUGGCUGCAGCCUUGGGUCUGCUCUAUCUCUGUGCCCGCUACUGCUACUUUAUGGGAUACAAGACAUCAUCCUCAGAAAGGCUCGCCCCGAUGUACUUCAGCGCUGGAGUUCUCUGGAUUCUCAUUGCAAUGUCAGCCCUGGGCAUCCUGCAUUUCUUCCUCUCUCACUAUGUAGGGCUGAACAUCCUCCAGCUUCUCACAGCAUGACCCACUCCUCUGUCCCUCAUCACUGUCCUCAUCUUCAAGUGCUGCUCCCUCCUGCCUGCCUUAACAGACCACCUGCAAAUCGACAGCCCCCUGUGAGAAAUCCACCCUCACCUGAGCUUUUAACACCUCCUUGCUCACUGCCCAGCACUGGCAGGAACUGCUGAGCUCUUCGGGGGAUAUUUUUCCCCCAUGGCACUUUGUGUGCCAAGUGCUCCACAUGUGGUGGCUCCAUUGUGUCUGAUGCAGAAACAACAAUCCAAAACAAGGACAGUUUUAGAAAAACUGGACAUAUAAAAGCAAUUUCUUCUCA